AUGGAUAUUGAUCGUCGCCGUCAGGAAGCUGCCGAAUAUCGCCGCAAACCCCGGUUAAUUGAAGAUAGCGAAAUUCCAGAGAGUAUCGUGAAGGCCUCGCAACAUUUUAUUAACGAAGAAAAGGAGUCGCAAAAAGAAAAAUUCGCAUUCGAAUCGAUUGGACGUCGCAAACGCAAAGAAGUUGACUAUUCACAGGAUUUGAUGUCUGAUCGCGAUUGGCUGAGGAGUAUCGAUGAAGAUGUUGAGGAUGAUGACGAUGACGAAGCGGAAUCAAGGAAGAAGAGGCGAGGCAGGAAAGAGAGGGGAAAAAAGCGACGCUAUAUUGGUGAUGACGAUGAUGAGCCUCCGAAACGUAAGCGAGCUUCACCGGAAAUAACUUCAGUACUCAACAAACUUCAUGAAGCCCUAAUCACUUUCAAAACAAGUAGUGGCAAGCAGCUGGCAGGUGCAUUUGAGCAGCUCCCAUCCCGAAGAGAAUUGCCCGAUUAUUAUGAAAUUAUUGAGAAACCAAUGGAUCUCAAUAAAGUGAAACGAAAAAUCCGUGAUGGCAAAUAUCGUAGUGUACAGGAUAUGGGAAAUGAUAUUAGACUUCUGUGUGCUAAUGCAAGAAAAUACAAUAUUGAUGGU
Messenger RNA from Gongylonema pulchrum, 627 nucleotides. The record is from the annotation of a GenBank genome assembly. NCBI's taxonomy places the organism in Eukaryota, Metazoa, Nematoda, Chromadorea, Rhabditida, Gongylonematidae.